Messenger RNA from Knipowitschia caucasica, 732 nucleotides. Lineage: Eukaryota; Metazoa; Chordata; Actinopteri; Gobiiformes; Gobiidae. The record is from the annotation of a GenBank genome assembly.
AUGAAUGCACCGCUGUUAGCUUUGGAAAUCUCACUGGCCGUUAGAGUGGACCUGGACGUCACGCUUCCUGGUGAGGGCGGGAAAGAUCGUCCGUUCAAAGUGACCAUGCGUUUUGUGUCGCUGGUGAGCUGGCACAUGCUGCACGAGGUCCUGACGGGGCGCGCGGUGGCGGAGCCUGUGGACCUGGACAAACCCAUCAGCACCAACCCAGUGCACGCUGUGGAUGUGGUCCUGCGCCACCUGCCCUCCAUGAAAUACACCCCAGUGGGACGCUCCUUCUUCUCGUCUCCGGAGGGCUACGACCACCCGCUGGGAGGAGGCCGCGAGGUGUGGUUUGGGUUCCAUCAGUCGGUCCGUCCCGCCAUGUGGAAGAUGAUGCUCAACAUCGACGUCUCUGCCACAGCGUUCUACAAAGCUCAGCCCGUGAUCCAGUUCAUGUGUGAGGUGCUGGACAUCCACAACAUCGACGAGCAGCCGCGCCCUCUCACCGACUCGCACCGCGUCAAGUUCACCAAAGAGAUCAAAGGGUCCAGGCCCGGACUGGAGCGUGUACGUUCAACAAUGCGUAGAGAUGGAUUUAAAACAUCUGUCAGCCUGGCCCUCCUCUUUAAACAGUGCGACGGAUGGAGAGGCCUGGUAAACAGGGGAGACUGGGACCAGGUGUCUCAGAUGGACGAGCUCCCGUCAGAUAAUGGCUUUAAACACAGCGUUCCUCACACAGACAGACACUGA